This is a messenger RNA of Maylandia zebra (zebra mbuna), 2280 nucleotides long. RefSeq names its product guanosine monophosphate reductase (gene gmpr). The record is from RefSeq and is a predicted model, not a curated record. Gene Ontology annotation, molecular function: GMP reductase activity. Gene Ontology annotation, cellular component: GMP reductase complex. Lineage: Eukaryota; Metazoa; Chordata; Actinopteri; Cichliformes; Cichlidae. Gene Ontology annotation, biological process: nucleotide metabolic process.
CAGCCACUGCUGCUCCUGCCAUUCAGCUGAAGAGCGGCGAAGGGGGGAGGCACGCGAGGCUGGAGCGAGAAAAAAGACAGAAAGAGGGGGGAGAGAGAGUCCAGGCCCAAAUAAAGACAUGGGGGCCAGGACUGGGCUGGGUCCCGCUUUGCUAUAAAAACGCUGGCCUCCUUGAGACUCGGGUUUGGUGGUUGGGGCUUGGGACCAGCAACCACCACAGCUGCUGCAGUCUUCCUCGGGGGAGCUACGUCUGCAUACUCACCAUCAUCGUCCUGGUCAUCAUUUCUGGGGGCAUUCAAGAUGCCUCGAGUGGACGCAGACCUCAAGCUGGACUUUAAAGAUGUCCUUUUCAGACCCAAGAGGAGCAGCCUGAAGAGCCGCUCAGAGGUGGAUCUUCAGAGGACCUUUACAUUCCGCAACUCUAAGCAGACCUACACAGGUAUCCCCAUCAUUGCAGCCAACAUGGACACCACAGGAACAUUUGAGAUGGCACAAGUUCUCAGUAAACACACCCUCUUCACAGCCAUUCAUAAACACUACUCUGUAGAAGACUGGAAAAACUUUGCUGCUAGUCACCCAGAGUGCUUAGAGCACGUAGCUGCUAGCUCAGGGAGCGGCAGUGCAGAUCUGGAGAAGCUGUGUGCCAUCCUGGAAGCCGUCCCUGCCCUCAAGUACAUUUGCCUGGACGUGGCCAAUGGCUACUCUGAGUACUUUGUGGAGUUUGUCAAGAAAGUCAGAGAAAAGUUCCCCAAACACACCAUCAUGGCUGGCAACGUGGUAACAGGAGAGAUGGUGGAGGAACUCAUCCUGUCUGGGGCUGACAUCAUCAAAGUGGGCAUCGGGCCAGGUUCUGUAUGCACAACAAGGAUCAAGACAGGAGUGGGUUACCCACAGCUCAGUGCUGUUAUAGAGUGUGCAGACUCCGCUCAUGGACUCAAAGGUCACAUUAUCUCUGAUGGUGGCUGCAGUUGCCCUGGAGAUGUAGCUAAGGCCUUUGGUGCCGGUGCUGACUUUGUAAUGAUGGGAGGAAUGCUCGCAGGCCACGACCAGUGCUCCGGGGAGGUCAUUGAGAAAAAUGGCAAGAAGUACAAACUAUUUUACGGCAUGAGCUCCGACACAGCCAUGAAGAAAUACACUGGGGGAGUUGCCGAGUAUAGGGCAUCAGAGGGGAGGACGGUCGAGGUUCCCUACAAAGGAGAUGUGGAAAAUACCAUCCGGGAUGUGCUGGGGGGCCUGCGCUCCACCUGCACCUAUGUGGGUGCCGCCAAACUCAAAGAGCUGAGCCGCAGAACCACCUUUAUCCGUGUCACACAGCAGUCUAGCUAUAUGUUCACUUAAGGGGGUGGUACUACUUUCUCCCAGUAGCAGCAGGACCACAUACAGACCUACACCUCACUUCACCACGCACCUGUUUCUCUCAGGAUAUCUGCUGUCCGAAAGCUUUCAACUCCUUCGGGCUGCAAUUAAACCAACUCAAAAAUUUGACUUGAAUUACCCAGAUGGAUAACAACACUCUACUCUCUUUAAUCUCACAGUGAGUGUGUUUCUAUGCUUGCAGAAACCAAUAAAGUACUGUUGUAAUUUAUGCAGACAUUGUUUUUGAAUGGGAAUGUGCAAAUACGCUUCACCUGCUACCUUUCAGUUUUGGGAAACGGCAGUGAAACUACUACAGUAGAGAUUUUUCAGAAACUUGUAUAUAAAGUUGUUACUGGAGGAUAUUUCAACAUUAACAACAUAUCAAGAGCAAGCAAGAAUAUGAGAUUUGUAAAACACACUCAGCAGGAACGUGUUGGUAUUAGUGGGAAGAUCAAUGAUUUUGCUGAAGUGUAUCCUAAAAUGAAUGUGCAAGUUGAUAUGCGAGAUUAAGAGACUCCGGCCUUUAAUUGUCAAGGCAGAAAUUGUGUUGCAAUAAACUGCAUGGAGAACCUUGUGCUGGUUUCCUCAGUGGUGUUGGUCUUUCAGUUUGAACUGAGUUGGGACGCUUUCAUAAUGAGAAUGAAGUCUUCACAGUUUGUGCAUUUCAAGUAUUUGGUAUAUUUACUUAAAAAUGUGUCCCUCAUUUUAAAUCAUGCAAGUCUAGAGAUUUGUGCCUUUUACUGCAUUGUAAAGUAACGUAACGAUGCCAUUAAACGCAGGAAAUGAAAACCUACACUAUGUAAUGCAUACUGUGAUAACUAACAGUAUUACAUUGUUUAUUGCAGUCAAGACAGAAAAUGGAAGUCAUUAAUCAGUGAAUGAUUAACAUAAUUCCUCUUUCUGGACAAUAAACUGUAACUAGAA